GAUGCCAACAGUGGCACCGAGGAGAACUGCCCGGGUUGUGUUGGCGCCUGACUGUCAACGCUUCCGAUAAACGACUCGAUCAUCAUGAGAGAAAGAUUUCCUGUCGGAGUGUGCCUCGCGGUAAUUUUGCUUUCGUUGUUACCGCUUUCCGAAAGCAGCGGACCUGCCGCGACUAGUUCGCCCAGUUUGCCUCGAUCACGCGCGAUUCCGCAAAACAAACGACAACACACGCGACCAUGGAAUCCCAGCAACCACAUUGACGUCAACGGAUUCUUGUCGGGGCUUUACGACCGCAUUCCGGGAGAAUGGGAAGAAGAAGUCCGCUUGCAAACAUCGUUUGGUACCGACUUUCCGUGUCAGAUCCGGCAGGUCCCUGGCGACGGCAACUGCCUCUUUCAUUCCAUAUCUCUAUGUUUACAGUACGCUGCCAACGGAACGCAUUGGGAUUUGAACACCAGUGAUCGCCGGGGCUUGGAUGCUUUGUACGAACAUUCUCAGACAUUACGGCGCAAGGCCGUAGAAGUGCUCCAACACUCGCAGCGUCGCCUAUUCCUCCAAGGUCGGGAAUCACUGCGAGCGCACGAACUCGUUCAAGCCGCCGCACAACAGUACAACUUGAGUCCGGAAGAAUAUUGCGCUUCCAUGCAGCAGGAUUCCGUGUGGGGCGGAGGUCCCGAAAUUGUCGCCUUGUGCAAUGUUUUGCAAAGACCAAUACACGUGUACGAACUCGCUAGCACCACAACACGCUCGAGUAGGAAUGACGACGAAAGGCAAUCUUUUGUGCUCCGCCGCAUGGCCUGUUUCGGAUCACCCAAGUUCGAUCGUCGGCAGCCCCUGCAUAUUUUGUCGGCCGAUUCCCGGUUUCCUGACGUGACGCCAGGGCAGCAGCUGGCUUCGGGCAAUCAUUUUUUGGCCCUCUUUCCGCAUGAACGCAAGGUACGUCGCAAACAACGGCUACGUGGAGGGUUUGUACGGAAGUGUGUUACUGUAAGUAAUGCAAGGCAAACCGACCAAGACGAUGAACCGCACCUUAACGAAGACGAGGGAAAGCAGCCAGCUGGGCAACGUCGUCACGGGAGAUUUACUCAAUGGUGGAGGCAGCUGCUCCUUUCGCUAUGA
This is a messenger RNA of Phaeodactylum tricornutum CCAP 1055/1, 1119 nucleotides long. RefSeq lists its product with no specific name. Gene Ontology annotation, biological process: protein deubiquitination; endoplasmic reticulum unfolded protein response. The coding region runs from base 85 to 1119 and encodes 344 amino acids. Gene Ontology annotation, cellular component: nucleus; cytosol. Lineage: Eukaryota; Bacillariophyta; Bacillariophyceae; Surirellales; Neidiaceae. Gene Ontology annotation, molecular function: cysteine-type deubiquitinase activity. The record is from RefSeq and is a predicted model, not a curated record. The transcript has a single exon.